Molecule: messenger RNA, 1089 nt
Organism: Geodia barretti
Lineage: Eukaryota; Metazoa; Porifera; Demospongiae; Tetractinellida; Geodiidae
Source: the annotation of a GenBank genome assembly
AUGCAGGGCGCAAUGGAGUCAGGGGCGGCGGCGCAGCAAGGACUUACCGAACUACAUCAAGGAUUGGACAACGCGCUGGAGUUUAUGGAAGGUGGAAAUGCAGAGGAGACGUUGACUGCAAUACGCGGGGCGGUGCGGAGUGGUCUUUAUCUCUCAAGAACCCAUGAGGAAGCGAUUGAGGGGACCGACGAAAUUUUGCAAUCUGGACAUGGACAGUAUUUACCGGGUGAAGUUAAGCAGUUGCAGGGACUGGCAGCAAGUGAAUUAGGACUCGCAGCGGGACUUAACCUGCUGGCGGAUCGUCUUUGGGAGUUAGGCACGAACCAGAUGCAAAUCGAUCCCAAAACUGUUUGGCGGCUUAACGCUGCUGCCGAUGCCUUUGAACGCUCUGCGCGAGCGUUGGAAGACCGGAAGCCGAACCUCGCUGUCCCGAUCCAGAAGCAGGGAUUGGCAGAUCUCAAUCAAGCGGUUGCGGAUCUGCUCGAAGCGAUGGAUCAGAUGAACCAGCAGAUGGGUGAAGCUGGGAUGCAAAAUAUGCUGGAACAACUUGAACAACUGGCACAAAGUCAAGGGCAACUGAACGAAAUGGCGCAGCAGUUGAACCAGCAGAUGCGGAGACAAGGGCGCACGCCAAGCAACGAGCAGAUGCUCCAACGGAUGGCGUAUGAGCAGCAGAUGAUUCGGGAAGCCACAGAACGGGUGGCAGAUAUGAUGGAAAGGCUGUCGGAAGUGCUUGGCGAUCUCAACACUGUUUCUGAAGAGAUGCGGGAAGUAGAAGGGGAACUUCAGAGAGGGAACCUGAAUCAACAGGUGCUGAAUAAACAACGGGAAAUCUUGACACGGCUGCUCGAAAGCUCCAAAUCGUUGCAGAAGCGAGAGGUCAGCAAAAGACGGAAGAGUGAGGUCGCUAAAACGCCAACUGCCACCGGAGAUGAUGCACCCCCACUCGACCCCAAGCUGCUAGAAACUAUACAGCAAAUUGAAUCGAGUCUCAGAUCUGGGGAUCGGGAAAGCCUUCCGCCUCAGUAUCGAGAACUGAUUCAGCAGUAUUUCAAGGCGUUAUCCCAGCAGACGCAGAAAAAAUUGUAG